This is a messenger RNA of Carcharodon carcharias (great white shark), 1895 nucleotides long. Its product is annotated as FERM domain-containing protein 5-like. The transcript is spliced from 14 exons. The record is from RefSeq and is a predicted model, not a curated record. The coding region runs from base 1 to 1719 and encodes 572 amino acids. Gene Ontology annotation, cellular component: cytoskeleton. Lineage: Eukaryota; Metazoa; Chordata; Chondrichthyes; Lamniformes; Lamnidae.
AUGCUGAGCAGGUUAAGGAGCGGCAGCAUCAGGAACCUGGACCGGGAGUUCGACUGCACCGUCAGACUGCUGGACGAUUCCGAAUAUUCCUGCACCAUUCAGCGGGAUGCGAAAGGCCACUAUCUAAUAGAUCUCCUUUGCCAUCACAUGAACCUGCUAGAAAAGGACUACUUUGGAAUCAGGUUUGUGGAUCCUGAGAAACAGCGGCAUUGGUUGGAUAUCUCCAAGUCCAUUAUUAAACAAAUGAAAUCCCAGCCUCCGUAUACCAUGUGUUUCCGCGUCAAGUUUUAUCCCACUGACCCAUCAGCGCUGAAGGAGGAGAUAACCAGGUAUUUGGUUUUCCUUCAGAUAAAAAGAGAUCUGUAUCACGGGCGUCUUCUCUGCAAGACCUCUGAUGCAGCAUUGCUCGCAGCCUACAUCCUUCAAGCUGAAAUCGGUGACUAUGAUGCAGGAAAGCACCCUGAAGGAUACAGCUCCAAGUUCCAGUUCUUUCCUAAACAUUCCGAGAAGCUGGAAAGAAAAAUUGCUGAGAUCCACAAAGCUGAACUUAGCGGGCAGUCUCCUGACACAGCAGAGCUGAAUUUCCUGAAAAAAGCACAGUCAUUGGAAACAUACGGAGUUGAUCCCCAUCCCUGCAAGGACGUUUCAGGAAAUGCGGCAUUCUUAGCCUUUACUCCGUCUGGAUUUGUGGUGUUACAGGGAAACAAAAGGAUUCAUUUUAUAAAGUGGGCUGAUGUCAACAAGAUGAAGUUUGAAGGGAAAACAUUCAAUUUAUAUGCAACUCAGAAAGAGGAAUCAAAGAUUAUUUUGACAUACUUUGCACCAACACCUGAAGCUUGCAAACAUCUGUGGAAGUGCGGAGUGGAAAAUCAAGCUUUUUACAAGUUUGAAAAAUCCAGUCAGGUUCGGACAGUUUCGAGCAGCAAUCUGUUCUUCAAAGGAAGUCGGUUUCGAUACAGUGGAAAAGUCGCCAAGGAAGUGAUCGAGUCAAGUGCAAAGAUUAAAAGGAGCCCCCCUGAAAUUCACAGGUCGGGUCUGGUCCCCAGUCGCAGUUGCCCCUCCAUUUCUCAUGGGUCAAGAUUGAGUAGCGUGCCCAGAACUCGCAGGAGAGCGGUGCAUAUUUCCAUCAUGGAAGGUUUAGAAUCGCUACGAGACAGUGCUCACUCCACCCCAGUGCGAUCCACCUCACACACGGAUGCCUUUGGUACCCGUACUGCAGGCAAGACCUCCUCUGCCGAGGGCAGUGAACCAACAUCCGUGAUAGCAGACGAGCUCUACAGCCCAGCCAACAGUGUCCUGCCCACCCCAGUGUCUGACCCCAGCCUGGAAUCAAUCCUCCCUCGGCAAACUAAUGGCAGCACCAGCAACUGUGGCAUCGAGGAGGAAAAGGAGUGUGACAUUGGCGCCCCAACAGAGCCUGAGGAGCCAGCCAGAGGGGCUAGUGCCUUACCUGAAGGUGUUAGUGACAGGGCCGAGAGGGAACAGGUGAAUACAUUUGUUUUAAGUGUGGUCCGUUUGCUGCUUGUGACAGUUGGCCUCCUCUUUGCCUUGCUCCUGCUCCUGAUAGGUCUUACAGAGUCAGAUAUUGACGUUGCUUUUUUACGUGAUAUACGACAGACGCCUGAGUUUGAACAGUUCCAUUAUGAAUACUUUUGUCCCCUCAGGCGAUGGUUUGCCUGCAAGGUGCGGUACCUGCUAAACCUUCUCAUUGACACCUGACAUCACUCAACCUGAGCUAUCGGCCCAGGGACAUUGAGAAGACAAGAUGGCAUCAAGUAUCCAACAGUCUGGGCUCCCCUCUUCCCCUCUCUCUGUGUGGCACCAUCGGGCAUGUAAAGCCACCUUUAAUGGAUGAAUUCAACCACUGAUGGGAGACUUUGUGAAUCAUCAAAAUU